Molecule: messenger RNA, 867 nt
Organism: Panonychus citri (citrus red mite)
Lineage: Eukaryota; Metazoa; Arthropoda; Arachnida; Trombidiformes; Tetranychidae
Product: pantothenate synthetase-like
Exons: 1
Coding region: 1-867 (288 amino acids)
Biological process (GO): pantothenate biosynthetic process
Cellular component (GO): cytosol
Molecular function (GO): pantoate-beta-alanine ligase activity
Source: RefSeq, a predicted model, not a curated record
AUGUUAGUUGUUACUUCAAAAGCUGAACUUAAUUCCGCUCUCAAGGAUCGUCGAAGUGGUAAAUAUAUCGGUCUAGUGCCGACAAUGGGCGCUCUUCAUGCUGGUCAUCUUAAAUUGGUUCGGGAGGCUCGUGAUGAAUGUGACACUGUCGUUGUGACCAUUUUUGUUAACCCGACACAAUUUGCUCCACAUGAAGAUUUUGACAAAUAUCCUCGAACUUUCAAUCGAGAUCGAGAACAACUGGACUCUAUUGGUGUUGACAUUUUGUUCGCUCCAAGUGUCGAUGUGAUUUACGCAAACGGUAAAGAUCAAUGUACCAAAGUGAUUCUACCCGAUGAAUAUACGAAAAUACUUUGCGGUAAAUCGAGGCCUCACUUUUUCGACGGAGUGGCCCAAGUUUGUAAUAUACUCUUUAAUCUGGUUAGACCUAAUUUCGCAUUUUUCGGGGAAAAAGACCGACAGCAGGUCACAAUUAUUCGUAAAAUGGUGAAAGAUCUUCACAUGAACAUCGAAAUCAUCGGUGUACCAACAGUUCGGGACUCGAAUGGCUUGGCACUUUCAUCUAGGAAUCAAUAUCUUUCCAGUGAACGAUUAACAUUAGCAUCUAAUCUGUUCAAGAUGAUGGAGAGAAUCGCAAUGGAAAUUAAAUCAGGAGAUCAUAAUUAUGCCAAAUUGUGUUCACAGGCAACCCAACAAUUAACAGCCGAUGGUUUUCAAGUUGAUUACUUUGAAAUUCGCAACCUUCAAGAUUUAUCGACCAAUCUGUCAAACGAUAUUUGUAUUUUCGCUGCCGCUUGGCUCGAUGGGACUCGAUUAAUUGACAACUACUCACUUCCGAGUUUCAAUGGACAUGAUAGUUGUGAUUGA